AUGACAAACACGUCAAAUGCUCCACUUUCAACCGCGCUGUCCAUAAAGCAAUAUGAUCUCAAAGCAAACCACCUGUUGCCAGCGGAUAAUGUAAACGGAGAAGAAAGAAAAUUUGCACAAGAUGAUUACGAUUCCCAAGGUGGUGAUAUAAGUAUUAUUAGUGAUGGCGAGAAUGUUGCUAACAAUAAAGUUGGCGUGAAUCAUGAUAUUGAAAAUGGCGGGGAUAGUACUAUUGAAAAUCAAGAUAGCAAAAGUGAUGGUGAAAACAUUGAUGGGGUAUCUAUUGAUAGCAAUGAUGGCAAUGGUUCGAACAAAGUCCACAACACAGAGGAGACUCCUGAUAGCAAACGAAUUCUUCUUCAGAGGUUCACUAUAUAUAACUCGGCUUCAACGAUGUAUAUAGUUGGAAGCAAUGCCAAAGAGUCGCUAUAUCGAGUGAUGGAAAUAAGCACGGAUCCCGAAGAUGAGACCAAUUUGACCAUUGUGGAGGACAAGAGCUAUUUUUACACUAGAAAGGAUUUGAUUGAACUUCUCAAUGGCCUUAAUGAAUCAAUUGAAGGUGGUAUCCACAAAUUGGCGCAUGGGUAUGGAUUACUUGGUUUGAUCAGGUUUACUAAAGGCUACUAUAUGUGUUUGAUUACCAAGUGUUCUCAAGUGGCCAUCUUGGGUGGCCAUUUUAUAUACCACAUUGAUGAAACAAAACUAAUUCCGUUGGGUAGUUAUCGAAAACCUGAAAAGUAUAGCGAUGAGGAGAGGUUAUUAUCAAUUUUUCGGUAUAUGGAUUUGAGCAAGACGUUUUAUUUUAGUUACAAUUAUGAUAUCACAAAUUCGCUACAAACAAAUCUUAUGCGCCAAAAAUUGGCAGGAAAGGCAAACGUAGCAAACAAUUUGUAUAAUACAUGGCUGCAUAAUGAACGGUUUGUUUGGAACAAAGUGUUACUCAAGCCGCUCUUGCAAAAUGAAGAGGUUGCUACGUUUGAGUGGUUUCAACCUAUUGUGCACGGCUUCAUAGAUCAGGCCAAUAUUAGCAUAUAUGGCAAGAAAUUCUACAUCACCAUUAUAGCCAGGAGAUCGCACCAUUUUGCAGGUGCAAGGUUUCUCAAACGAGGCAUCAAUAAUAGAGGCAAUGUUGCAAAUGAGAUUGAAACAGAGCAAAUUGUUAGUGAUAUGAUGACUUCGAGUUUUCAUGAUCCUCAAUAUGGCAUGUACAAUAAUCCAAGAUACACGAGUUUUGUUCAACAUCGUGGGUCCAUUCCAGUCUAUUGGACGCAGGAAGUGAAUAAGAUAAAGCCACCGAUCCAGAUCAACAUGGCUGACCCAUUUUACCAAAGUUCGGCUUUGCACUUUGAUGACUUGUUUUAUCGAUAUGGCUCGCCCAUCAUUAUAUUAAAUCUAAUCAAGCAAAAGGAAAAGCAACCGAGGGAACUGAAAUUAAAUUUGCAGUAUAUUGCCUGUAUCAAAUACCUCAAUCAGUUUUUACCCUUGAAGCAUCGAUUAAUAUAUCAUUCAUUUGAUAUGUCGAAACAUUCGAAAAAGAAUCUCGAUGUUAUCACACCUUUGCAAAAAAUUGCUCAUGGAGAAAUCAACCAGAUAGGUAUAUUCCACAAUGGAACGACAUUGGCGACUACCAAGCUCCAGCGUGGUAUUAUACGCACCAAUUGCAUCGACUGCUUGGAUAGGACUAAUGCGGCACAAUUUAUUAUUUGCAAAGAAGCGUUAACAAAGCAACUACAAAGCUUGAAUCUAAUAUCCAACGAGCGUACUUUAGACUAUGACUCUGACUUGGUCAAUAUAUUGACGGAGAUUUUUCAUGAUCACGGCGAUACGAUUGCAAUCCAGUAUGGAGGAUCUAAUUUGGUCAAUACAAUGGAUUCGUAUAGGCGAAUCAAUCAAUGGUCUUCCCACACGCGUGAUAUGCUUAAUAGUAUCAAGAGAAUGUAUUCCAACUCAUUUAUAGAUACAAUUCGACAAGAGGCGAUAAAUUUGUUUUUGGGCAACUAUGUUUAUCAUCCUGAUAAGCCUAAGCUUUGGGAGUUGAGCAAUGAUUUUGCGUUGCAUAAUGACUUGUCCGUCAGCUAUGGUGCGCCAGUAAAGAGGAGUUACCGCGCGUGGUAUAAGAAGGAAAAUAUUGACAAGAAUAGAUUUAUUAUUAGAAGUGGCUGUCAAGAUUAUGGUGUGUGUGAGCCAAUAGGUGGAACGAUCAGUGAACCAAUAGGUGAACCAGUAGGUGAAACAGCGGGUGAAACAGCGGGUGAAACAGUGGGUGAAACAGUGGAUGAAACACUGGAUGGCAAGCUGGGUAAGACACUGGGUGGUGCUUUUGAGAAUGAAAAGAGAGUAGUAGCUGCUAAUACCAUAACUCCACUGGAUAUGAAUGAUAAGUGGUUUAACGAGUGUUAUGUUCCUCGAAAGUAUCAAUCUUUUAAGGAUCUUUUUCUGUACAAUAUGAAUUCCAAUUCUAGGUACUUCCCGCUGAUUGUGCAGAUGCAUAAGCAACAGAAUAGCUCAAGUGGAGAAGCAGGAGCUGCAGCUUUUGAAAGUUUUGGCGCGACUACAGCAAAAACAACAAGUGCAGUAACUGGUGGUACUUUGGUUGCAACUACUGCAUCGGUACUGCCACCAAUGUUGUUUGAUUAUAGUCCAUUUGAGAGUCGUAAGAUGAGAGGUGGGGAUAAGAAGGUUGGAGAAGAGGAGCUUAGUUAUCUUGACCACGAAGUUGAAAAUGAUGAGCAUGGGCAAGUUGAUAAACAUCAGUUUGGCAACGAUUCUCCUGGAAAGAAAUCGAGGACAAAGAAUAUCACAUCGUUUCUUGCAUCAAAAAUCACCUCCAAGCAUAAAAGUCGAGAGAAUAGGAAGAAUGUGGGAAUUGAGAGCGAGAGUAGUAAAAGUGAAGGAGGGAGGUACCUACAUGGUGAUGAUGAUGAUGAUGGUGAAGAAGAAGAAGGAGAUAUUGGAAUGAGCAGGGGUAAUUAUUAUGCUAUGUUUGAUAAACAGCGAUGUCCUGUUGCGAGCAAAAGAGAUUUGGAAAUGUAUAAAUCACAAUUUGAUUACAGCAAUAUCAUUAGCCAGCUACCGGUGCAGCGACAAGCUCUGCAAUUAGGGGCAGAGAAAAAUAGUGGUGUUGAAUAUGGUACUGCUAACUUGAAGCCGAGUGAAGAAGAUAUUGAAUUGUACAGGUUUAGUUCUGAUGAGCUUUUGCAUAAGAUCAAUGGGGUUAUUCCAGGCCAUGGUCAUUUGGCGAGUGGGAAUUUAGUGUCUGAUGCAGAUAUCAGGUUGUAUGCUAAAUAUUGUGCUGAAAGAGACAGUGGUGGUGGUGGUAGCAGUGAGCUUCAUAAUUCAGGGCUUAUACUGAAUUAUGUUUAG
Lodderomyces elongisporus is the source of this 3363-nucleotide messenger RNA. RefSeq names its product phosphatidylinositol-3,5-bisphosphate 5-phosphatase (gene FIG4). Gene Ontology annotation, molecular function: phosphatidylinositol-3,5-bisphosphate 5-phosphatase activity. The record is from RefSeq and is a predicted model, not a curated record. The coding region runs from base 1 to 3363 and encodes 1120 amino acids. Lineage: Eukaryota; Fungi; Ascomycota; Pichiomycetes; Serinales; Debaryomycetaceae. Gene Ontology annotation, cellular component: intracellular membrane-bounded organelle. The transcript has 2 exons. Gene Ontology annotation, biological process: phosphatidylinositol dephosphorylation.